Messenger RNA from Homarus americanus (American lobster), 3726 nucleotides. It is a transcript of the gene iPLA2-VIA, whose product is annotated as 85/88 kDa calcium-independent phospholipase A2-like. The record is from RefSeq and is a predicted model, not a curated record. The coding region runs from base 21 to 2639 and encodes 872 amino acids. The transcript has 15 exons. NCBI's taxonomy places the organism in Eukaryota, Metazoa, Arthropoda, Malacostraca, Decapoda, Nephropidae. Gene Ontology annotation, biological process: lipid metabolic process; positive regulation of ceramide biosynthetic process. Gene Ontology annotation, cellular component: mitochondrion. Gene Ontology annotation, molecular function: protein binding.
UAAGAAGAAAAACCUAUGAAAUGAACCAUUGUAUGAUUGCAGUAAAUACACUUGGUGAAAUUAUGCAAAAUGAAUUUCUCCGGUAUUUUUUCACGGUUUCCCAAACAAGAGAAAUAGAGAUAUUUCCCCAAGUUACUGCUGAGGCUGGACCGCUCUCGUCAAGUACUACGGAAAUUGAAUGCCUCUGUUUGGCUUUGGAUAUUCUUGAAACCAUGGCAUUCCUGGGGAACCUUUUUAAGUCCUUCCUAGGAUCAGAAGGUCCUUCAGGAAACACAGUGACUGAGGUUGGAAUCUCUCAGUUUGCCAGAAUACCGGUUCAGUGCCGGGAAGACUGCCUGGUACUGUAUGGUCCAACAAAAAACAAUAAUUAUGAACUGCUUCUGCACUUUCCUGUCCAGAAUUCACUCAACAAAGCUCUCAGCCUCUUCAGAAUACCUGACAUUGGAGAAGCACAAAUCCGGUUCAUAUCCCUGAAAGAGUUGUUGCCUCCUCUGGUCCAACACAUGCCAGCUGAUAUUGUCAAUCAAAAAGUUAUUCAGAACAUAUGUGACCUGAUCCGGAAUCAUCCUACUUGGACUGUUGCCCACAUUGCGGCCCAUACUGGCUUGGCUCAACUAUUUUCCCAUUCUUCAGUGAUAAAGUAUGCAGACACAGCUGAUAUUGAAAUGAAGGAGACGCCUUUACAUUUGGCAAUAAAAGAAGGUCAUCUGGAUAUCAUUCGUGGUCUUCUAGAAAGAAAUGUCAGCGUUGACGUCACUGAUGUUAAAGGCAAUUCCGUUUACCAUCUUGCAGCAACAAAAGACAUAACUAUAAUAGAGUUAGUUACACAGAAAGAGUCUCGGCUUAUAAAUAUUCCUAAUGAAAGUGGCAAAACACCCCUACAUCUGGCAUGUGAGGCUGAUAAACCAGAAUGUGUGAAGGCUCUACUGUGUGCUGGGGCAGAUGUCAACGUUGCUGCAACACACGACUCCACUUUACCCAUCCAUUCAGCUAUGGCAGCCAACAGCACACUCUGUGCAAAGGAAAUAAUUACAAUGUAUCCAAACCAGCUCAAUGUGAAGGACAUGAAACAUGGAGGAACACCUCUACACUGGGCCACUUCCAGAGAGAUAAUCACAGCCAUGGCAGACUUGGGUUGUAAUAUCAAUGCACGUAAUUUUCAUGGCCACACUGCUUUACAUAAAAUGGUACAAAACAACCUCCUCGCGUGUGUCAUAACACUACUGAGUCGUGGGGCAGAAGUGAGUGUGGGUGACGACGAGGGUAACACAGCCAUACACUUUGCCAGUUCAGCCGUUGUUCUACAGGCCUUACUUGUCUUUGGUGCCAACAUGGCUGUUAUAAACAAAAGGGGAUCAAAUGUUCGUCAUAUUGUUGCCAGUAGUUCUUUCAAGGAGAAGAACACAAUGCUGUACCUCCUACACGCUAUCAGUGCGCCGCGCUGUCAGCAACGACUCCCAGAUUGCACUGAUGGCUGUUCACCGACAGGGACGUUUGACGGUGUUCCUCCAGAAACCAACCAAGUUUCGCGUAGUAGAACAAGCUUUGAUGAUUUUUUGGAUGAAGCAAUGUUAGGAAAGCUCAAUGUUACAUCACAGGUUGGGGUUCCUUUGGGGUUUACUUCAAGUAAGAAAGGUGGACGUAUUUUGUGCCUUGAUGGUGGAGGCAUCAAAGGCCUUGUUCUAAUCCAACUUUUGAUUGCCCUUGAAGAAGCAGCAGGCAGACCAAUACUUCAACUCUUUGACUGGAUUGCUGGAACCAGUACUGGGGGUAUUCUUGCCCUGGCACUAGGGAGAGGUAAAAGUAUACGAUACACUCAGGGUCUCUACUUUAGGAUGAAGGACUUGGUGUUUAUUGGCCGUCGUCCCUAUGAUGAAAAACCCCUUGAGAAUAUCUUGAGAACUGAGCUGGGGGCGACAACUGUUAUGACUGAUAUAAAGGACAUUAAAGUAUUAGUUACGGGUGUCCUGGCAGACCGUUCCCCAGCAGACCUCCACCUCUUCCGUAACUAUGUAAGUGGAGAACAGAUGUUACAGUCUCAUGGAGGAAACGUCUUCAUUCCCGUUAAGUCUCCAGAUGAGCAGUUGGUAUGGAAGGCUGCCAGAGCAUCAGGUGCUGCUCCAUCAUACUUCAGAGCCCAUGGAAGAUUCAUUGAUGGUGGACUGAUCUCCAACAACCCAACUCUUGAUGUAUUAACAGAAAUAUCCGAGUAUAACACAACAUUGACUGCUAUGGGGAGAGUCAAUGAGAUCAUUCAACCAUCCAUUGUAAUAUCACUAGGAACAGGACGACCACCAGUGUCCAAGGUUGAUGCCAUCGACUGCUUCAGACCUGAGAGUAUGUGGAGUAGCGUUCAGAUGGCUUUUGGUCUGUCUAAUGUUGCUAAGAUGCUGAUUGACCAGGCAACAAUGGCAGACAACCGCACAGUUGACAGGGCCCGUGCUUGGUGUGGGACCUGUGGCAUAACAUAUUUACGUCUGUCUCCUCAACUUUCCUUGGAUGUUCAACUGGAUGAGACUCGAGAUGAUGUACUAGUCAAUGCACUGUGGGAAACAAUGGUGUAUAUUCGAAGCAGGAAAAGCCGAAUUCAUCAGGUGGUAGCAUUGUUGACAGGUGGCUGCUCUCCCUCCCAGGUGUGAAAUAAUUACUGUACACAGUAACAUGUAAUGGAUAUAUAUACUCAAACCAUAAGCUUUAAAGGACUUAAGUAUGGGAUGUCCAUUUAGAGUCAGUCCAGUGGUCCACAGCCUGUAGUUAGUGGGUGCCUUUGUGAAGCCUGCAAGGAUUCAUUUGGAGGCUUGAAAAAUAAUGUAGAAUUUGGGAUUUUAUAACAGACAUACACCAAAGUAAUUCAAAAGUAUCAAAUAAAAUAGUUAUCAUAUUUUUAUUACAUUAUUAUGAGCAGAACUGUAUAGCUAAUUAUAUUUUGUUUUUAGUUCAUCAUAAGACUGCAUGAUAGAGCAGGAGCAUCUAAUAAAUGUAGUUAGUUUAGCAAUUUAUAGAAAUUUGGACAAUAAUAAAACAUGGUGCCCUCCACUUAAUUAUAUUAAUUAUAUUGGUGCAGAGCUCUUCGGGGAUGAGAGAUUUCCUGGGAACGAUAUGACUCUCAAACCCGGAAAAAAUCCUACAACCUCGGAAUUUUUCCUGGCAAUGGGAAAAAUCUCAGUCUAAACUAGGCAUCUCACGUGGACAGAUGUUUUCGCACAUCCCUGGCAUGCUUCGAGGGCACGAGCAAAAAUAUUUACGGCUAGCGAAAGUGUCUAUAAACUUUUAUUCACAGUUUCUGUUCUAAUUGAUGUAGAGAAAUGAAUUUGAUACCAUAAUGAUCAAUGAAAAUAUUCCCUACAAGACUUUUCCAAUAAAAAAUCCCUAAACAAAAUAUUUGAACAUGUUAUAGUGACGGGGACUUAAUAUAAAAAAACGUAAGACAUUUUGAUACCCGAGUAUAAAAUCAAUUCUAAUUAAGUUAGAAACACCAUUUUUUUUUACCAAAAUAAUGCUGAGUAGUUUAUCUGAAAGUUUGUGUAAAUGAAUAUAUUUCCAAACACAAAAAAUAUUUAAGAUACGGGCAUGCAAUGUGUGAAUGAAACUAUAUCAUAGCUGAAACGGGAAAAUUUUCAGAAGUUUAAACAACGCAUCUCGCACGGAGCUGUGUUUAUUUACUGUAUGCAAAUACAGUACCACUGUACACGUACAAUAUAUUUUAAAUAAACAAAAUAGUGUUUA